AUGAAAUUCUCUGCCAAGGUUGCAAGGGGAGUAUUCGCGGGGAUCAUCUACAUUGUACUCUAUGCGAAUUCGAUAUGCUACAAAUGUGCCACAAUUCCAGAUGAGAUAUACCACAAAUAUGAUGAGCAUCCUCUCUCCCUUUGUUACGGGAAAAGUGGUGUGGAUGAGGAUGAGGUGUGGUGGUGCGAAGUAUGUGAGAAAAGAUUAGAUCCAAGGGAAUGGUUCUACACAACAAAUAGCAGCGAUCAACGUUGCACCACAAUCCACCAUGAAUGUUUAUUCGGAGAUUCUGCUUUAUUUAAGGCUGGUCAUAUAUUUAGUGACAUGUGGAAGUUGUUGGUAACGAUAGUUGCUCUCGUCCCAUUUGUGGUAAGUGUCAUCGCCGUUGCCGACAUUCUGUAUACUUCAAAGUGCAUAGUUGGAACAGUGAGGGGCAUGCAACAUAUGUUGAAGAAGUUACGCUUCUUUGUUCUGUUCUUUGUCUCUCAAAAACCCCUUGGAGGCGCUCCUCAAAGCGCACAUCUCUUUACCGACGACGUAUUUGACUCUGUUACGAGAAAAGCCCAAGAUUCACCACAUCUGGGAUAA
Microthlaspi erraticum is the source of this 588-nucleotide messenger RNA. The record is from the annotation of a GenBank genome assembly. NCBI's taxonomy places the organism in Eukaryota, Viridiplantae, Streptophyta, Magnoliopsida, Brassicales, Brassicaceae.